AUGAUUGAUGCUUUCCGAGAAAGCAUGGGCAUCAGCAUAACUGUUUUCAAGAUAGGUGUGACCUCCAACCCUGUGCCUCGCUUCGUGCUCUAUCGCACAAAGCAUUUUACAAACAUGUGGGUCAUUCACUCAAGUAUGGAUGUGAAGGAAACCCACAUGCUGGAGGCUGCACUCAUCUUGUUCUACCAAGAUUGCGUGGGUUGUCAGAACAAACCUAACAGUGGCGGGGAAGGGGCCCUGAAUCGGAAAACUGCAGUGGGACCAUUCUACACCUAUAUCGCUGGUGGUAGAGCUGACCAGAACAAAAGAGCUCCAUGCAAGCACGCUGUGGAGCAGGCGCAGGCGGCUCUGAAGGAAGCAGGUGGAGUUGGGACACCUGCCUUGAAGGAGUUUGCUGCAAUCAAACUAAAUGAUGCAGAGUCUCCCGCCCACAAAAUUUUUCACAAGUACGGGCUUGCUGCGGACGUAGCUAUGAAGACGCUGGACGUUGGGUCUGGGGAACUCAAGAAAUUCCCAUACUUGCCGUUUUCAGAAUGGGUCAAGUUUUUGCUAGACAACGACCAAGUUGAGCAGCUGGUUGGAGUGCCAGCACAGGAGAGACCAGAACUCCUUCAAGAGUUCUGGUGCAGAUACGAGCGGCUGCAUCCUGCUCAUGACAUAUUCGAACUUAGUCGCCAAGGACGUGUCAACCUUCGCCAAACCAUACCAGUCUUUUGUCAUGUGGACGACGGGCGCACGUAUAAAUCCAAGGGUCUUCUUGUACUUUCCGUGCAUGGAGCUUUAGGCCAAGGAACGGCUGCAUACAAGCGCCGCAUGGGGGUGAGGAAGACCAUCAUGAAACAGAACCCAAUGGGCAUGAACUACAUUGGCAACACGUGGGGAACACAGUUCUUUUUCUGUUCCUUGCUGCGAUCAGCGAUUGCAGAGGAUGAGGCUGUGCUCGACAAGGUGCUGUCCGUGUUCUCCAAGGACAUGGAAGAGCUCGCAAUCAGUGGUGUCCAGAACACCCGGGGAAAUGAUCGUUUGUGGUGCCAGCUCCUUGCAGUCAAAGGCGAUUUACCGGCUUUGGCCAAAAUCGGAAAUUUUGAGCGGCACUAUCUUCGAGCUCCCAAGCGUGCCACGUCACGGUCGGCAUGCAUUGGGGUCUGCUGGUUGUGCAAGGCUGGGCAAGAAACCCCGAAUGUCAUACCGUAUGAGGACUAUCGCGAGACGUCUUUGUGGCGCACCACAUUUUUGAGUGACAACCCGUGGCUCACCCGCCCAGCCAUUCUGGGGUCCAUACCGGUUGACAGAACAUCGGAGCCCUUCUUUUUCCGGACUGACCUGUGGCACAACUGGCACAACGGCCUCAGCAAGUACUUCAUCGCCAACGCGAUGCACUUGUGGAUUGUGACGCCAGAUUUGAUCCCGGCUGGAACGAUCGAACUCAAGUUCAAAUACUUGACGCAGGACUACUUGAACUAUUGCUCCAAGGCAAGACUCACACCGUAUUUGAAGGAAAUCAAUCGUGACACGAUUUCGUUCGAAAGCGCCCAGAGCCAACCGCACGGGUGUUGGAACAAGGCCGUAGUGUCCACCCACCUCAUGCUCUACCUCCAGGACUUUUGUCUUCGUUUCGUGGAUGGCAAGUUUGAUGAGGCAAAGUGCAUCCGCAUCAUGAACAUCUUCAUAUCCAGCUUGUACUCUGAGGGAUUUUGGAUCCCUUCGGCAAAAGCACGUGAACUGGGAAACAUGUUGAACCGUUUUCUCGUACUUUAUGGUCGGUGUGCUGCAGUUGCUUUGGACCGAAAGAUGGACAAGUUUACGCUUGUCCCUAAGGGGCACAUGCUUGAUCAUCACGCCUUCGAUUUAGUGCGGCAGGCUGGUCUAGCUGAAUGGGUUGAAAACCCGCUUAGCACGGCCAACCAACAGCAAGAAGACUACAUCGGGAAACCAUGCCGCCUCUCGAGGCGAGUCCAUGCAUCCAAGAUUCACCUACGGGUGCUACAAAGGUCAUUGCUGGCCAGUAGUGAGCAACUGCAGGCUGGGCGGGCCUAG
Symbiodinium sp. CCMP2456 is the source of this 2037-nucleotide messenger RNA. NCBI's taxonomy places the organism in Eukaryota, Dinophyceae, Suessiales, Symbiodiniaceae. The record is from the annotation of a GenBank genome assembly.